AUGAUAACCAGUCACCCUUUUGCAUCGUCCAGCAUUACGGCAAACAGAGCUUCCGCAGAUUGUCUGGCGCUUGACAUUAUUGUCGUCGGUGCUGGAGUGGCUGGACUUUCUUGUGCUUAUACUCUGAGACAGGCGGGCCAUAAUGUUCUCGUUCUGGAAGCAGGAUCUGGGCGGGAAGAGGUUGGAUCUUUCCUCUUAAUCGUCAGGAGCUCUGGUGGAAUACGGAUCCCCCCGAAUAUGUCUCGCAUUUUAUUACAAUGGGGCUUGGGUCCCGACUUGGAUAGAAAGACAUUCGGAAGGUGUCCAAAGAUCUUAUUUCACUCUGGGCACUUCGGGGAUGCGAUUGGUGAACUUUUAUUCCAUGAGAAAGUCAUGAAGGAGUUAGAGGCUGAAGUAUAUCUCUUACAUCAUUCCGAUCUUCUGGAUAUGCUAUACAAGUUGGCGAGUGAUGCUGGCGCACAGUUCCGUUUCGGGGCAUAUGUUGUAGACGUUGACCCGAAGACACCGUCUGUGACUCUAUCAACGGAAGACAGAUUAGAGGCCGAUCUGAUUAUCGGCGCUGAUGGCUACCAAAGCAUCACUCGAUCAGUCCUUCAGCACACUGUCAAGAAAGAUGAUAAUAAUUUUGCCAGUUACAUGUUUACUGUGCCUACUGAAUUAUUCAAGGACGAUGACGAACUCUUACAGCUUGUGAAAAAGCCCACUUGGAAUAUCUGGAUGGGAUCCAAUUGGGCUAUGCUAGGUCAUGCUGUACGAAGGAGUAGUGACUUUGCAGUCACACUGUUUAGGAAGGAAGGUGAUGCAACCGAGCAGCUAGACUGGAGGCGACGGAUACCUGUCCAAGACCUCGACAUUGAACAAUUCAAAUUCGCUCCAAUACCUAAACGCCUCAUAACAUUAGCUACCAGCACUGUUCGGAUUAAAGUCCCCCGGAUAGCUUCAUUACAAUUUUGGUACGAUAAGAAAGGUCACGUUGUCGUUGUCGGCGAUGCAGCGCACAACUUAAAUCCGGGAAGCUCACACAGUGCGGCGUUGGCUGUCGAAGAUGCAGUCGUAUUAGGAAAGCUCCUGUCAAAGGCGAGGGCUAAGAGCGAAACCAAGCGUUUCCUAUCUGCGUUCCAGGAGAUCCGCCAAAAACGAUGCGAGGCCGUGCGUAGUUCGGAACAACAGAAGGUCGCUUUUGCCGCGAUGCCUCCUGGUCCAUUGCGGGAUGCGCGGGACCAGGAGAUGCAAUUUCAAAUGAGGGGUGGUCAUAUGGACUGGGCGGACUCUGAAGAAAGUUACCUGAGGAAGUCCUGGGAGGAGUUUCGAGAUGUAUUUGGGUAUGACGCGUUCGACGAUGCUGACACCUGGUGGGUAGAAUGGGGAGUUCUUUUCGAACGCGUAAAUACGAGGAAGCAGUUGAACGGCGAUUUAUUCAAUGGACAGGUUAUAGUUGAGCAUUCUCGGUACUUGUCUGGGUAG
Fomitiporia mediterranea MF3/22 is the source of this 1464-nucleotide messenger RNA. RefSeq names its product FAD/NAD-binding domain-containing protein. Gene Ontology annotation, biological process: secondary metabolite biosynthetic process. The record is from RefSeq and is a predicted model, not a curated record. The coding region runs from base 1 to 1464 and encodes 487 amino acids. Gene Ontology annotation, molecular function: monooxygenase activity; FAD binding. NCBI's taxonomy places the organism in Eukaryota, Fungi, Basidiomycota, Agaricomycetes, Hymenochaetales, Hymenochaetaceae. The transcript is spliced from 9 exons.